Electrophorus electricus (electric eel) is the source of this 1731-nucleotide messenger RNA. It is a transcript of the gene arsia, whose product is annotated as arylsulfatase family, member Ia. NCBI's taxonomy places the organism in Eukaryota, Metazoa, Chordata, Actinopteri, Gymnotiformes, Gymnotidae. The record is from RefSeq and is a predicted model, not a curated record. Gene Ontology annotation, molecular function: sulfuric ester hydrolase activity.
UAAAAGCUACACGUAGUUGUAAUGGCAGUGUCGGCUUUUGCGGGUCUUUCUGUGGUGAGCUUGCUAAGUUUGGGUUACCUUUCUUGGGACUGGACGAGUCCAAAUCAGGUUGAAAAUGAAUCGGUGCCGAACAUCAGAGAUACGACGACGUCUAACUACCGAGCCCCUCAUAUAAUCUUUAUCAUGACGGAUGAUCUGGGUUUUAACGAUAUUGGGUACCAUAAUUCGGACAUAAACACGCCGACUCUGGACAAACUGGCUUCGGAAGGAGUGAAGCUGGAGAACUAUUAUGUUCAGCCUAUCUGCACGCCCUCGCGCAGUCAAUUUCUUACCGGCAGGUAUCAGAUCCACACUGGUCUUCAGCAUUCGAUUAUCCGGGCCCGCCAGCCCAACUGUCUGCCCUUUGACCUGGUCACACUGCCACAGCGGCUCCAGGAGGCUGGAUACACCACACACAUGGUGGGCAAAUGGCACCUGGGCUUCUACAAGCGUGACUGUCUCCCCACUCGCCGGGGCUUUCACACCUACUUUGGCUCCUUGACAGGCAGCGUGGACUACUACUCGUAUGACUCCUGCGACAGGCCUGGCAGGUGCGGGUAUGACCUCCAUGAAGGUGAGGCAGUGGCAUGGGGGCAGGGAGGCAGAUAUUCCACACACCUCUACACAAAGAGGGUGCGGAGAAUUCUCGCUUCACAUGACCCAUCCGUGCAGCCCCUCUUCAUUUUCCUGUCCUUCCAAGCUGUGCACACUCCUUUACAGACUCCCAAGAAGUACAUUUACCCUUACCGGAGCAUGGGGAAUGUCCCACGGCGCAAGUAUGCCGGCAUGGUGUCGGCUGUGGACGAGGCGGUACGGAACGUGACGUAUGCACUGCGAAAGUAUGGCUACUACCAAAAUAGCGUCAUCAUCUUCUCUACUGAUAAUGGCGGGCAGCCACUCUUUGGUGGGAGCAAUUGGCCCCUCCGAGGCAGGAAGGGAACUUAUUGGGAGGGGGGUGUGAGGGGGGUGGGGUUUGUCCACAGCCCACUGCUCAGAUACCGGCGGAAGGUCAGCAAGGCCCUGGUCCACAUCACUGACUGGUAUCCAACACUGGUGGGCCUAGCGGGGGGAAACAUGUCUCAGAUGCAGGGGCUGGAUGGCUAUGACAUGUGGGAGACCAUCAGUGAGGGCAAGGAGUCCCCACGUCUGGAGAUCCUGCACAACAUUGACCCGCUCUAUGUUCCCGCCCGCCAUGGCUCCCUGCAAGCCGGCUUCGGUGUCUGGAACACAGCCGUGCAAGCAGCAGUCCGGGUGGGUGACUGGAAACUCCUGACAGGCGAGCCAGGGUACGGAGACUGGACGCCACCACAGGUGCUGGGAAGCUUCCCAGGGGACUGGUGGAGCCUGGAACGGCACGUAGAGUCACACAAAUCUGUGUGGCUGUUCAAUAUCACAGCAGAUCCAUAUGAGCGGCAUGACCUGGGAAAGCAACGGCCAAACGUGGUCAAGCAGCUGCUGGCGAGGUUGGCGUUUUAUAACCGCACGGCCGUGCCUGUGCGCUACCCAGCGGAGGACCCGAGGGCAGACCCAAGCCUGAACGGGGGUGCCUGGGGCCCUUGGGCCGGGGAUGAGGAAGCAGAUUCCUCAAACCAAGUUUACCCCAGAAGGCGCAAAAACACAAAGAAGAAAUUCUGCAAGAUGAGGUCUUUUUUUAGGAAACUGAACACAAGGAUUAUGUCAAAUAGGAUAUGA